Molecule: messenger RNA, 3063 nt
Organism: Komagataella phaffii GS115
Lineage: Eukaryota; Fungi; Ascomycota; Pichiomycetes; Pichiales; Pichiaceae
Exons: 1
Coding region: 1-3063 (1020 amino acids)
Cellular component (GO): Set1C/COMPASS complex
Molecular function (GO): nucleic acid binding; protein binding; histone H3K4 methyltransferase activity
Source: RefSeq, a predicted model, not a curated record
AUGUCGUAUAACCGUUCUUAUCAUGACGGUUAUGGACGAGAACGUACCUCUAAUAUGAGGCCCUCGUACAAUGAGUACAGUGAUUGGGAUGAUUUCUCUUGGGAGAAGGAAGAUCCACAUUCUAGACGCUAUGGCUCCAGACCUUCAAGUUACAUCUACAAUAACCCUAGACCAAAUGCGGACAGACCAAAUGGUUCUAUAAGAAACCACGUAAAUCGAACAGCUCGAGCACCUAGAAAUUCAACUCAAGGUCUCAAGUUUCAACCUAUCCCUGAAAAAUAUCAGAACAUAAGCUACAAUGUGGACAUGUUUCCAAGACAAUUGCAUCAUGUUGAUGAAUUCAGAAAGUUUACAAACUCGAUUGUAUCCACCCAAAGGAAUUUUCGAAUAGUAUAUGAUCCAGAAGUGAAGAAAGAUAAGAGGAAAGGAAACGCAAUAUUAAUUAAGAAGCAAGAAGAGUCAGAUCCUAAAGUAUUGAUCGAUCCUCGUAAAGAGCUAAGCAGUUACCCCCAUAUUCAGCGAUCUGACGGAACAAAAUCUGCCAAAAGAAUGUUCAGAAGCCUUUUACCAACAAAGCAUACAUAUGAUUCCGCAUCUGUGGGUCCACCUCCUACGAUAGAAAUCAUAAUCCAUGGACUAUCACCUUCCACUGCUCAAACGGUUCUAAAAAACAACUACAAAAGGUAUGGCCCGAUUGCGGAUUGUCGUGCGGUUGUUGAUCCUGUCACGGCUGUACCACUGGGGCUAUUUGUUUUGUCUUUUUCAGGAAAGAUUGACGAGGCCCACACAUCAUGUCUCAAGGCCCUGAAUGCUGCAAAAGACGGUGUUCGUGUCAAUGGGGGAGUUCCAAGGACAACGUUGUUUUCGGAGUCUCGUUUGAACGAAAUUAAACAUAAAAUAAUAAAACAGAACGAGAACAAGAGACAGGCAGAAGUUUCCGAACAACAACGAUUAGAACAAGAACGGAAACUGCAAGACCAACGUCGAUUACAGUAUGAAAAAGAGCAAGAAUUGAAAAGACAGCGGGGAUCCUUAAGAAUCAAGAAGCAAGAAGAAGACCAACAGCGAAUAAUUAGCAAACAAUUGUUAAACAAUACCGAACUUUCUAAUAUAUUUCACUCUGCUAUGAAAGAUGAAUCUCACAACCAAACCUUGUACACAAGAAACGGUAAUAAUGGCAGACAUCAUCGACUCUCGAAGGUAGUUGAUGAUGCCAUUAGAAAGCGACCGUAUCUUUUCAUCUCUGCCAAGUUUAUCCCUGUUAGGGAUGUACCUGCAAGAGAAAUAAUGAACCUAUUGAGAAAUUACCCUUGGAAACGUGUGCUGACAGAUGCUGAAGGCUUUUACGUCGUUUUUGAUAGUAUUAAAGAAGCGGAGAAAUGCUUGGAGAAUGAAGAUGGAAGGAAAUUUUAUCAACGACGACUGUACAUGGAUUUAGUGAUACACCCUGACUUCAUGGAGGACAAAACCGAACUUGGAGUAGAGCAAAGUAUUUCUGAUCAAUCAACCAGCAUAAUCAGUAGUGAACUAGAAAGAUACUUGAUAAAAGACAUUAAGGAUAAGAUAAUUGCUCCAACUAUCCUGGAGAUGUUGAGGGCCGAGAAUUUCUCGGUUGAAAUAGAAUCUGCACUGAAGAAGAAAAAAGAUCUGGAAGAAAAGGUGUCAGAACCUUAUACCACUGCCACAACGGUAUCACCUGUCACUGACAGUUUUACCUCUUUCAAGUUACCAACCUUACCAUCGUUUAGAAAGUCGAAUAUUUCCAAGAAAGAAUCAAGCUCAAGGAAAAAACAGAAAUUGGGAACGAGAAAAAGGUACCACGCAUUACCAAUGACUCAUGUACUGAACUUUGAUUCAGAAGGAGAGACUGACGAACAUGAUAGCGGCCCUGAAACUCCAAAUGGGGUACUAAUGUCUAUGGGACCAAAUAGAUUAUUAUCAGAGAGAAAACAGUCGUUUAUUUCGGAUUCUUCAACAUCAGAAGAUGAAUCAGAAGUUGAGCGGGACUCAGAAAUCACCACCCCGGAAAAGCAUCUUGGAGAAAAGAGUAAUGAACAAGAAUUGGCUUUAGAAACUUCCGACGACAAGGCCGAACUGAAAAACAACUGGAUCAUGUACGAUCCUAAAUACAGACCAACCACAUUUAUACGUCCAGUUGGUGAGCUAUAUGAUGCCAAAACCAUUGACAUACCAAGGUUGAAAAAACUCAUUGAGGAUGAUGAGGAUCUCAAGCUAGCCCAAAAAUUGUUCUCUGAUAUUAACCCUGACCAUAGUAUUCCUUGCGUUGCUUAUUGGAUCUGGAACAAUUUGCGAGCGUUUACAGAAUCGUCUAAUUUACCAAAUUCUCUUGGUCCUAUGUACAGUAAUCAGUCUGGCUCAUUCAAAAGUGAGGGAUAUACGAAGAUCCCAGAUACUGAGAAGUCUGAAUAUUUACCUCACCGUCGAAAGAUCCAUAAACCACUGAACACGGUAGAGAACGAUGACGAGGCAGCAAAUCCGAACCCAAAACUUCAGAGUUCCCGUGUUAACAGAGCUAACAACAGGCGCUUUGCUGCCGAUAUCAAUGCCCAAAAACAAAUGCUGAACAGUGAAACAGAUAUUCUUGACCUCAAUCAUUUGACCAAAAGAAAGAAACCGGUAUCUUUUGCCAGAUCUGCUAUCCAUAAUUGGGGCUUAUAUGCGCUGGAACCAAUUGCUGCAAAGGAAAUGAUCAUUGAAUACGUGGGCGAAAUACUGCGCCAGAAAGUCUCAGAGGUCAGGGAGAAGAAGUAUCUCAAAUCUGGUAUAGGUUCUAGUUACUUGUUUCGGGUCGAUGAAGAUACUGUCAUUGAUGCUACCAAAAAAGGGGGAAUUGCUCGAUUUAUCAAUCAUUGCUGUCAACCCAGUUGUACGGCAAAGAUUAUCAAAGUAGAAGGUAAGAAGAGGAUCGUCAUCUAUGCACUGAAGGAUAUUGCGGCCAACGAAGAACUCACCUACGAUUACAAGUUUGAAAGAGAAGAUAAUAAUGAGGAGAGGAUACCGUGCUUAUGUGGUGUCCCUGGAUGUAAGGGUUACUUAAACUAG